Molecule: messenger RNA, 1236 nt
Organism: Arabis nemorensis
Lineage: Eukaryota; Viridiplantae; Streptophyta; Magnoliopsida; Brassicales; Brassicaceae
Source: the annotation of a GenBank genome assembly
AUGGAAUAUUCCGGCGACGGCCGAUUCGACGUGAUUGUCGUGGGAGCAGGAGUAAUGGGAAGCUCCGCCGCGUAUCAUCUGGCCAAAGGAGGCCACAAGACUCUCCUCUUAGAGCAGUUUGACUUCCUCCACCACCGUGGCUCUUCACACGGCGAGUCACGCACCAUACGCGCCACUUACCCAGAGGAUUACUACUACGCCAUGGUCUCCGAGUCCACUCGGUUAUGGGCUCAGGCUCAGUCCGAGAUCGGAUACAAAGUCCAUUUCCCAACCCAACAAUUCGACAUGGGUCCAGCAGAUCAGCAGAGCCUCCUCUCCGUUAUCGCUACGUGUCGCAAACAUGGCCUAGUUCACCGUGUUAUGGACUCACGAGCCGUCUCCAAAUAUUUCUCCGGGAGGAUUAGUAUCCCGGAGAACUGGAUCGGAGUCUCGACGGAUCUUGGUGGAGUUAUCAAACCCACCAAGGCCGUCUCCAUGUUCCAGACGCUGGCGUUUCGACACGGCGCCGUUUUGAGAGACAACACCAAGGUGGCAAACAUAAAGAGAGACGGUGAAGGGAUAAUGGUUUGUACGGUUAAAGGAGAGAGAUUCCGCGGUAAAAAAUGCAUUGUAACCGCGGGUGCAUGGAUAGGUAAGCUGGUGAAAACGGUGGCCGGGAUUGAUUUUCCGGUGGAGCCGCUUGAGACGACGGUAUGUUAUUGGAGAAUCAAAGAAGGUCACGAGGAUAAAUUUGCAAUCGAGGGAGAGUUCCCGACUUUUGCGUCUUACGGAGCUCCGUAUGUGUACGGAACUCCGUCACUCGAGUAUCCGGGGUUGAUCAAAGUCGGGGUACACGGUGGUUAUCAUUGCGACCCGGAUAAGAGGCCUUGGGGUACGGGAGUGAAGCUAGAGGAGCUUAAAGAGUGGAUUAAGGAAAGAUUUGGAGGGAUGGUUGAUUCAGAAGGACCUGUGGCCACUCAGCUUUGUAUGUAUUCAAUGACGCCCGACGAGGAUUUCGUCAUUGAUUUUCUCGGCGGGGAGUUAGGGAGAGAUGUGGUGGUCGGUGGCGGUUUCUCCGGUCAUGGGUUUAAGAUGGCGCCGGCGGUGGGGAGGAUACUCGCCGAGCUGGCGACGGAGGGAGAGACCGGAGGAGGAGUUGAGAUGAAGCAUUUUAGUCUGCGGAGGUUUGAAGAGAAUCCUAAAGGGAAUGCAAAGGAGUAUCCUGACCAAGUAAUACUUGGUAGUUGUCGAUUGUAA